This is a messenger RNA of Talaromyces atroroseus, 837 nucleotides long. RefSeq lists its product as hypothetical. The coding region runs from base 1 to 837 and encodes 278 amino acids. Gene Ontology annotation, biological process: pyridoxal 5'-phosphate biosynthetic process; pyridoxine metabolic process. Gene Ontology annotation, molecular function: glutaminase activity. NCBI's taxonomy places the organism in Eukaryota, Fungi, Ascomycota, Eurotiomycetes, Eurotiales, Trichocomaceae. Gene Ontology annotation, cellular component: glutaminase complex; cytosol. The transcript has 2 exons. The record is from RefSeq and is a predicted model, not a curated record.
AUGAGCAAGAUUACAGUGGGCGUCCUGGCCUUGCAAGGCGCCUUUUACGAGCAUUUACAGCUUCUGCAAAAGGCAGCAGUGUCAGCUCCACCGCCAACUCAAUGGGAAUUCAUCGAGGUCCGGACAAAGGCGCAAUUGGAUGCGUGUGACGCCCUCAUCUUGCCCGGGGGCGAGAGCACAACCAUCUCCCUUGUUGCGGCCAGGUCGGAGCUGCUGGAGCCAUUGAGGGACUUUGUGAAGUUACACCGCAAACCAACCUGGGGCACCUGCGCCGGACUCAUUCUCCUCGCCGAAUCUGCCAAUCGCACCAAGAAAGGCGGCCAGGAACUCAUUGGUGGCAUUGACGUGAGGGUAAACCGGAACCAUUUCGGCCGCCAAGCAGAGAGUUUCCAGGCCCCCUUAGACCUGCCGUUUCUCGAGCAAGCAGACUCCCCGUUCAAUGGCGUGUUCAUCAGGGCCCCCGUGGUAGAGAAGAUUCUGCCGCAUCAGAUCGGUAUCCAGGUCGAAGAGAAUCAACGCGAAGAGACAGUGGUGGCCCCAUCGCGAGAAGUCAUAGAUGUGGCUGCGCAGAGAGCAACGGAAGACGACGUCCAAAUAUUGGCUAAAUUGCCCGGCAGAGCUGCACGAUUGAUUGCGAAAGAGGGAGUGAAUAUCGACGCCGAGAAGGAAACUGGGGAUAUCAUAGCAGUUAAGCAAGGCAAUGUCUUUGGGACAAGCUUUCACCCGGAGCUGACGAAUGAUCCUAGAAUCCACCUCUGGUGGUUGCGCCAGGUGCAGGAUGCUGUUCAGACGAGACACAAUGUUGUUGUAAGAUCACAAGUAGGCAGUUCGAAUUGA